Poecilia reticulata (guppy) is the source of this 1241-nucleotide messenger RNA. Lineage: Eukaryota; Metazoa; Chordata; Actinopteri; Cyprinodontiformes; Poeciliidae. The record is from RefSeq and is a predicted model, not a curated record.
CUUGAGCAGAAGUUUGAAAGAGACGUUUCUGCUCUUAAAGCUGAAGUGGAAACAUCUGAGCACGAGCUACAGCGUGAAAGAGAAGCCAGUUCAUAUACAGCAAAGAGAUGUCACUUUGUUCUAUCUGAACUGGCUUCUCUUGAGCAAGAACAAGAACUGAAAUAUAAAGCAGCGUCAAAAGAGCUCCAGACCCAGCAGCAGAACUUCUACAAGGUCACGAAUGAUUUAAAAUGUGAAAAUUCUUCACUUCAACAGCAGGUGGAAAAGCUUCAGAUACAGAUGAUUCAGGAGAGAAAAGCGCACAUGGAGGAGAUAAUGCUUCUAAACAACAUGAAAGUCAUCUUCCAAGAAAAUACAGCAAAAGAUAUGAAAUUACUGCAAGAAAAGGAAAGGGAUGCACAGACCAAGUUAGAGAAGAUGAAAGAUAUAUACAAGGUGCUGCAUUGCAGAUAUGACACCGAUAUUGCUGCACUCAAACAAGAAAUUGAAAAAUGUCAUCAAGUAAGUUGUGAGAAAACUAGUAAUUUGGAAGGAGCACAUGACUAUCUAGAGAUUGACACUUCUCUGAGAGACAUGAAGGAAGAUGUCGAACAAGAAACACCACAAGAGUCCAGAAAUUUUCAAGAGAUGGAGAACAAGAGCCAACCUGACCAUGAUGAAGUUUUACAUCAGGAGGUUUCUUCUGAGGAGGAUCCCUUAGAAGGAUCCUCMUCAGGUUUUCCCAGGCAUUUGGAAUCCAUGACGGACUUCGCUGCAGAAUCCAACCAGGAGGAUUUGGACAACAUGGAGGAUGGAAAAAUGAAAAAACCAAAGCUUACAGUAUGGAAAAGAAUGCUAAACUUCAUGCAUUUGAAGAAAUCAAAAAAAGGAACAGACUGAACUAAAGCCCAGAACAUCAAGUUUUAACCAUCGUGCCAUGCGACAUCAUCAGGAAAUUUAGAAAGGCCAGCUUUUUUUCAUGCCAUUAACCAUCUAAAAAAAAGAUCCUUCCUAACCCAAUUCAAAAAAAGAUUCAAACUUUAAGACGAAUUUGAAAUAGAAAAAGUAGUGGGCAGCAYGGAGAUGCAGUGGCUAGCACUGCAUCUGCACAGAGAGGAUGUGUCACAUCUUUGCUGUGUGGAGUUUGCAUGUUCUCCCCGUGCCUGCGUGGGUUUUCYCCAGGUGCUCUGGUUUCCCCCCACAUCCCCUAAAACAUGUAGGUUAGGUCAAUUGGUCAAUGUAAAUUGCCCCCUAAAAGAGUU